Messenger RNA from Morone saxatilis (striped sea-bass), 2342 nucleotides. Its product is annotated as coiled-coil domain-containing protein 92-like. Bases 882 to 1760 code for a protein of 292 amino acids. The record is from RefSeq and is a predicted model, not a curated record. NCBI's taxonomy places the organism in Eukaryota, Metazoa, Chordata, Actinopteri, Moronidae. The transcript has 4 exons.
AUUGAGAAUAACAAUUGGCAGAUCAAUCAAUAAUGAAAAUAAUAAUAAUAAUCUAAAUACCAGCACCAUCUUUUUAGAGGACGGCAAGAGUUUUCUUUAAAGGUGAGUCUGUGCGUGAAACUUUUACUUUACUUCAGUAUUUCCAUUUUUUGCAACAUAAUACUUAUUGUAGUUUGUUCUCAGCAACAUUUAUUUGACAUCUAUAGUUAUUUUGCAAAUAAGGAAUUUUAAACAUAUAAUCACUAUCAAAUAUAAUGCAUCAUUAUUGAAUGUGAAUCCAUGACUCCAACUGUAACAUUUUAUAUUUUACACUAUUGGUACUUUUAUUAAUGUGAAGCAUCUGAAUACUUCUUUUAAAAUAAAUAAAUAAAUCAUAUGAUGCAUACACUUCCAAAAGAUUGAUGAAAAAUCAAUCUAAAUCUAAAACACUAGCCUAAAAAAAUCGUAUUCCCUUUCUUUUUGGCAACAGCUGGUACCAUCAUUUCCAUGGAGCCCCUCCUCCUCUUCCUCCUCCUCCUCCUGCAUCGUGGCACUUCUCUCCCCUCAUACCGGGCUGCUUUGUUGUGAAUACAGCAGCGGCACCGUAUUGCACGUACAACCCAGAAGGUUAUGAGGAGGUUAUUCCGACUCCUGACUGCAGCAGCAUCCAUUCACACUGAGAAACAAACAGCUGCAGCGUUGAAGCCGCUCACCUGAGAGAGCAAAGGGAAACAGAGACGGAGAAAGUGACGUUUUUUCCGCACCGGACGUUUUGCACGGGUCUUUUGUUUUCUCCAUCUCUGCUGCAUCAAGGACAGCGAUACCAGGGCGAUACGAGGAUCCAUGACAGACGCUUUGAAUAGGAUACCGCUUCAGUAUCACGGUUGUGUGGGGAUUCGGCCAUGGAUGCCGGGAGACUGGAGCAGCAGGUGGCCAGUGUGGACAGAGGCAUUGCCUUCCUGAAGCAGGAGCACCUGGCCAUGCUGACCGGUCUGCAGCUGGAGAUCACACACCUGAAGAGGCGCUGUCAUGAGCUAAGCUGUGAGCUGGACUCCAGGUUUCCUGACAGAAACACAGAAGAGGAGGAAGCAGAGCUGGCAGCACGUUGUGAGGCCGCAGAGCGUCUCCUAGAGGACCAGCAGUGCAUGAUGGUCGCUGCGCGCGGGGAACUGCGGGCCGGCCGGGCACGGGCCUCAGCACUCGGAAGGAGCCUCAGGGAAGAAGAGCGGUGUUUCCUGGAGGAGCUGAAACGGCGUAGCCACAAGAUCACGCUGCUGAGUCGUGAGCUGCAACGGCAAAAUGUUAUCACGUCAAGCCUCUGCCACGAGCUCCACACCGCACGCUUAAAACUGUUCCAGCAACGGCAGAGCACAGAGUCUGCUGCAGAGGGAGAGGAGGAACCCAGAGGAAAGGAGGUAGAAGACGGAGAGGAAGAAGAGGAUGAAGAGGAUGAAGGGGAGGACUCAGACUGGCUUCUGUCUCCGCCUCCUCCAGCCUCUCCCAGCAAAUCAGAAGUGAGACACAAGAGGCGUGUCAGUGUGAGGGAGGAGAGGGUCAGAGCUUGUGUCCCACAGGAGAGAGUGACAUCACCGCAGAGGCCACACCCCAUGCCCGACCCCGCCCUCUUCUUGGUGCCGCUUAGAUACCGCCUCCUUCGCUUGAACCAACCAAUCAGAACGCAGGACGGAGAUGGGCUGGAGGACGAGUGGGAGGAUAUAGAGGACAGCAGGGUACACAGGAGGGUGGACAUGGGAGCGGGAGAGGGAGAAACUGCUCUGUGAUGAAGAUAAAAAAAGGCAAAGUUGUCUUCCAGCAGGUCUCGGGCCAACAUCAAUCAACAUCCUGAUGCAGUUAUUCUUCAAAAAAAACUUAAGAGGAGAGAGAUUUAACCUUGUGAUUGUCUGUAGAUUUCAGGGAGUGAGUUAGAUAUUUAGAGCUAGUUGCACAAGAGUGUGUGAUCCAACCUACACAUAGACGUAUUAACUGGAUUUGUCACAUCGAUUGGUACAGUAUGUACUAAAAUGUGAAGAAAUGAGUGGGUCAAAAAAGACUGUUUCAUAUGGAUGCCUUUUGAUUUCAACACUGUCGAUCACGGCUUUUGCCUGUAAUUAGUAGCCUUGCCUCUGGGUCUCGAACACUUCAAAAAUGGCAACCUGCUUUUUCACUGCACAAGCCGUAUUCCAGGUUUUGGAAAGUCACUCUAGAAGGCUUAAGGGACGUUUUGUAUGAUUUGCACUUUAUUAAAAUUCAUGCAAUGUGCCUGGUAAAGGCAGAGAAGUAUUCCUGGUGUCAUGUUGUCUUGUUUUCAGUGUUUCUGCAGAUGUUUUGCAGAUAUUUUUACUUGUCAUCGUAGGAAAAAAGCA